Messenger RNA from Acytostelium subglobosum LB1, 786 nucleotides. RefSeq lists its product as hypothetical. The record is from RefSeq and is a predicted model, not a curated record. The transcript has 2 exons. The coding region runs from base 1 to 786 and encodes 261 amino acids. NCBI's taxonomy places the organism in Eukaryota, Evosea, Eumycetozoa, Acytosteliales, Acytosteliaceae.
AUGUUUAAGAAGGGAUUGGAUGUAUUGAACAAGACAAAGGAGGCUGCUAAGGCUUCAAUCGUUGACUUGGUAGAGGAGACUGAAGAGGUCAACAAUGCCAAGGGACAGAUCAAGAAUAUGAAGUGGUGCUUGAAGUUAUUGACAGAGUUGUCAAAGAACUAUUGUGUUCACUCUGAUAAACAGGUUCAACAAGGACAGGCAUUGGCUCAGAUAUUCACCAAGUUUGGUGACAAGACAUCACAUACCAACUAUAUUUCAAACUUGACUGUACCAUUGUCAGUGUCAUUGAUGCAGGUUGGCAGCGGUGUACAGGACGGCUCAUUGUUGUUCCAACAGUACUCCGUUGGUUUCUACGAUCGCCUGGGCAACCAGCUCACAGCACUGUACGAGGGUGCCGUCAAGAAGGUGAUCGCCUUGGAGAAGGAGCAGGAGGAGGUGCGCGCCAAGUACAGCGCCGCCGUCUACAAUCUCAAGAGUGCACAAAAGUCUGGCAAGCACGUCAGCGAGAAGCAGGAUGAGCACGACGUGUCAAAGGGUGGCUACGACCAGAUCUCAAACAGACUGGUGUCAGAGACCAAGGACAUGGUCAAGACUGUGCAGCUGGAGGUGGCACUUUCCCUGAAGCAGUUUGUCCAAGAUCAGAGACGUUUUGCCGAGGAGGGUAUUAGACGAUGGACCGAAGCCGAGGACAAGAUCUUUGGUGUCGAGUCCCCAGUGGCCACCUCAUCGGACCCAUCAGCCGUGAGCCUUGAGAAGCUCACUGUCCAAGAUAGCAGUGUUCUCUAA